Molecule: messenger RNA, 1668 nt
Organism: Letharia columbiana
Lineage: Eukaryota; Fungi; Ascomycota; Lecanoromycetes; Lecanorales; Parmeliaceae
Exons: 4
Coding region: 1-1668 (555 amino acids)
Biological process (GO): secondary metabolic process
Molecular function (GO): CoA-ligase activity
Source: RefSeq, a predicted model, not a curated record
AUGGUCAUACGAUCCCCCUACCCAGACCUCAAAAUCCCCGAGCAAGACAUCCUGACCUACCUCUUCGGCUCCGAGAAAUCGCUGUCCGAGACUCCGCUCUGGAUCAAUGCGGCCAGCCCAGAUACCUACCUCUCGUUGCGCACUGCGCUACAAUGGAUCAAAAGAUUGGCGAUAGGCCUUGACAAGUUGGGUGUGAAAAAGGGGGAGGUGCUUAUGAUCGUGUCCCCGAAUCAUAUCUUCGUGCCUGUAGCGUACUUGGGAGCUGUGGGCUCUGGGCGGAUUUUCAGUGGUGCCAACCCAUUGUAUACGGCAGAUGAGUUGAGUUUCCAGAUUCGGAACACAGGAGCCCGAGUUCUCUUGGUCCAUCCCACCCUUCUUGACACAGCUCGGAAAGCCUCCAAAGCAGCCGGCCUUGCAGAAGAUAGACUGUACCUAUUCUCAGACACAGAACACAAGCCUGUCGACGGUAUUCAAGAUUGGCGCUCAAUGCUGGGUAGCCCUCCAGAUGCAUCAAGAUACAAUCGGCCACGACUGUUAGGCUUGGAGUCGAAGAAGCAGAUAGCAACAGUCAAUUACUCUAGUGGCACCACAGGUCUACCCAAGGGUGUCAUGGUCACCCAUUACAACCUGAUCGCCAACGCAGAACAGACCAUGUUCCUCAAGAACGUCGAGAAACCCGAGUUCAAACGAACUGGCAAAUACUCAGUCGCCGACGAGCGCUGGAUCGGCUUCCUUCCACUCUAUCACGCCUACGGCCAACUAAAUACUAUCCUCAUGGCAGCAAAACUCGUCGUCCCAGUCUACAUCAUGUCGGCGUUUGUCUACGAAGAGAUGCUUCAUGUUGUUCAAAAGUACAGGAUUACAGAGCUUCAAGUCGUCCCGCCUAUCCUGGUCCUGAUGAGCAAGCACCCUGCAACAGCCAAUUAUGACCUCAGCAGCAUCACUAAAAUCUCCUCUGGCGCUGCGCCACUAUCUCAGAGUCUGCAAAUGGAUUGUAGGCAACGCUUUCCGGCCAAUGUUGGGCAGGGUUGGGGUAUGACCGAAAUCACAUGUACAGGGUUGGUUGCGCCAGGAGGAAUUGAAGAUCAUACUGGAAGCGUGGGCGUCCUAAUACCCAAUUGCGAGAUCAAAUUGGUAAACGAGAAUGGGAAGGAGGUGGAGAUGGGGGAAAGGGGUGAAAUAUACAUAAAGGGACCGAAUGUCAGCCCAGGGUAUUGGAAGAACGAAAAGGCUACGAGGGAGACCAUGCUGGAGGGUGGGUGGUUGCGGAGUGGGGAUGUGGCUGUCACUGAUGAAAGGGGAUGGUUCUACAUUGUGGACCGAUUGAAGGAACUCAUCAAAGUCUCCGGCCUUCAAGUCGCCCCCGCCGAGCUCGAAGCUGUCCUCCUUACCCAUCCUGCCGUCGCCGAUGCGGGCGUGGUUGGCGUCCAGGACUCCUUCGACGCUCAAGAAUACCCUCGAGCUUACGUACUACUCAGUUCGAAAGGAGCAGCGAGCUCGGAAGAGAUACAAGAGUGGAUCAAGAGCAAGGUUGCGAAGUAUAAGUAUCUGACCGGUGGUGUGGUCUUCGUUGACGAAGUGCCUAAGAGUGCGACGGGCAAGAUACAGAGGAAGACUUUGAGGGAGUGGGCCAAGAAGGAUGGGCAGCAGGGAAGGACGAAGCUAUGA